AUGGCUUCCACUAGGUUUCACCAUUCAGCAGUUGACGUCCUGAACCUUGCGGCUCGUCGGGCGCACAUGCAUGCGUUUUUCAUGCACCUUGGGGUCUGGGACAGCGCCAAGGUCGCAAGGACUCGCGAGAAGUGCGUCGAGUUAUUUUGCAAGUUCCUACAUGAACAGGGUUAUGUCUCCAUUUCUCACGACUACUUUGAGUACGAGGUGGACGCCCUUGUCUGGGACAAUUAUCUCAAACGCAAGAAGAUUUUGACCAAGGCUAAUGAGUGGCCUUGGUCAGAGACCGUACCCAGAAAACACGACCCGACGACCCAAAAUUCUCUGGUCUACAAAGACUGGCUUCGCCGCGAUCCGCUUGUCAAGGUUGAAGACGAUGACGUGGAAAACACCCCACCAAACGCCCCCGAAGGCCAAGAAAACGAAGUCCCUGCUACCCUGGUGGAUGGAAAGGGUAUCAAAGAAGAAAAGGACCAGUUUUGA
Messenger RNA from Fusarium proliferatum ET1, 483 nucleotides. RefSeq lists its product as uncharacterized. The record is from RefSeq and is a predicted model, not a curated record. NCBI's taxonomy places the organism in Eukaryota, Fungi, Ascomycota, Sordariomycetes, Hypocreales, Nectriaceae. The transcript has 2 exons. The coding region runs from base 1 to 483 and encodes 160 amino acids.